CCCCAUCCGUCAGCGACUUUGGUAGCCGCUCUGGGCCCACCGUCAGUGACGAAGCACCGCAAAUUUGCCGACUCAGCGCUCGUUGGACCCGCAUGUCAGCGAGUGGCUCACCUACGGAACGGCACCUUGAAAUGGCCCCCUUGGCGCCUAAACGAAACCGUUGCAGCAAUCUCUUCUUCCCCCUCGCCCUCUGCUCCAUCGCCUUCCUCCCUCGAGACACAGCGCCAAGAAACCAAGAAGUCGAGAAGGAUCCGCGAGAGCGAUGGAGGUGUUCGAGGGCGCGGACUUCGUGCGGCUCCUGAGCGUGAGGCCCGGCGGCGCCGGCGGAGCGCCGCUCUACGUCCACGCCGACGAGGACGGCCGCUCUACGUCCACGCCGACGAGGACGGCCGCUCCGUCCGCCUCGACCCCCGCCGCGCGUUCUACAACUCGGUGUGGGCCGUCCAGCGGCGCGUCUCCCACGCCGCCGCCUCCUCCUCCGGCGCCGGCGGCACGCUCUACGUCCUCCUCCGCGGCGCCUACGGCCGCUACCUGGGCGGCCCCGACGCCACGCCCACCGCGUGCGGAUGCUUCCCCUUCCCCUGCCCCUGCCUCUGCUGCUGCCCCUGCCGCGCCGCCGCGCAGCGUGACUUCGACCAGCCCGAUGUCCCGGCCAUCCAGUGGCGGGCCGUCGCCACGGGCGGCGCGCACGUCCUGCUCCACGACGCCGCCGGCCGCUACCUCCGCGCCGACUGCCCGAGGUGCCUCCGCUCCGGCGUCUCUGUCUCCGCCUGCGCCAGCCUCGGCACGGCGGUCCAGUGGACGGUGGAGGUCGUCCCCCGCCGCCGUUCCAAUGGCAGGCCCGAGCUCCCGAUCGCACGCGAUUCGGAGUGGUUCAACCUCUUCGCCUGGGUAUGCCCGCCGCUGGCCCGCGUCUGCGCGCGAUGGUUCUCGCUGGAGCGGGAGAUCCGGUGGGUCCCAGCUGACGGCGACGGUAGCUUCAGCGAGGAAGACUGGGCGUCGCUCCGGUACGUGGGGAGGCCAGCGAUCCUCCUGAGGACGGAGCUGGUGCACCUGCUGGCCCCGCCGCUGCUCUUCUUCCGCCUCACGCUCUGUAUCCGCGCCGGCCGCUACGGGCAGCCCAGCCCUCUGUCCAUCGACCUGCCUCGCAGCCGGGAGCCGUUGGCCAUCGUGGUCUUCAGGACCGGCACAAGAGGGGAUGAUGCGCUGAUAUUCCCAGAUCUGAAUGCAGAGCCGGGAACGGCAGCAGACGACGAUGAACUGCUGCUACCCUAGGGCCCGACCGACCACGUCUCGUGAUUCUGUGUCUUUGAAGCCAUCGCAGUACCUCCCGGAUAGUGUGAUAGCAUGCCGGAUUGGAUUCUGAGGGGACUCCAAAGUCCAAACAGCGGUUUCGGUGUUUCUGCCAGUUUUGCUAGGAUAGAAGUCUUCGGUUGACGCUGAAAUCAGUUUUCAGACACAACCUGUCAGGUUUCAGCUGAUAUGCUUUUUGUUGGCCUUUUUUUCUUCCUGCUGUGGGAUGGCUUAAAAUCCUGAAAUUUUCAGGGCUAAAAUGUUUGUUUGAAUCCUGUCUUGCACAUUGCCAUUGGUUACAGUGUUGAGUCUGGACAGGGCAAAUGGUAGUUUGAAUCCAGUCUACAUGUUGUUAGUUCCUGCAGCAGAUUGUUCUGGUUCCAACACAUGAUUUUUCAAUGCUGCUGCUGCAAGCAUGUUUUCCUUUUUCAUUUAGGCAUGUACAAUGGUUGAUAAGACUGCUUUAUCUUAGGUGUUCCACGUCAUUUAGAAAAGACAACAAAACAUGUUAUACAA
Molecule: messenger RNA, 1809 nt
Organism: Brachypodium distachyon (stiff brome)
Lineage: Eukaryota; Viridiplantae; Streptophyta; Magnoliopsida; Poales; Poaceae
Exons: 3
Source: RefSeq, a predicted model, not a curated record